This is a messenger RNA of Apodemus sylvaticus (European woodmouse), 1176 nucleotides long. RefSeq names its product CXXC finger protein 4 (gene Cxxc4). The record is from RefSeq and is a predicted model, not a curated record. Gene Ontology annotation, molecular function: methyl-CpG binding; zinc ion binding. Bases 1 to 1176 code for a protein of 391 amino acids. Gene Ontology annotation, cellular component: nucleus. The transcript has a single exon. Lineage: Eukaryota; Metazoa; Chordata; Mammalia; Rodentia; Muridae.
AUGAACACCAAUGUCUGCGUGGAGCCCGGGCCGAGCCCGGAGGCCCCGGGCUUGCCCAAGGAAAGCCACCUGCCCGAGGGGGCCCUGAACAGCCUUGUGGAUUACAACUCGGAGAUGGAGCGCUACCGCUCCUUUGCCACCUCCUUCUACAAGACCAACGGGGGCGCCUUCCCGCAGGCAGCGAAGAUCGCGCGCAUCACCACCCCCAUCUUCCCCAGCAGCGCCGCCGCCGCCGCGGCCGCCGCGCGCAUCGGCAUGUCCCCGUGGAACUGCGACAACGCGGCCACCGCCGCCGCCACCGCGAUGCUCUGGGGCAGCGGGGGCGGCGGCGGAGGCGGUGGGGGUGGGGGUGGGGGCGGCGGGGCCGGCAGGAAAUCCUCCUCGGCCGCCGCCUCCUCCUCCGCCUCCUCCUCGGCGAUCCUCCCCGCCGCCGGCGGUGGCGGUGGUGGUGGUGGCGGCGGCGGUGGUGGCAGCGGCGGAGGCGGCGGCGGCGGCGGCGGCAGGACCAGCAUGCACCACCGGAACGACUCCCAGCGGCUGGGGAAGGCUGGCUGUCCGCCAGAGCCGUCGUUGCAAAUGGCAAAUACUAAUUUCCUCUCCACCUUAUCCCCCGAACACUGCAGACCUUUGGCGGGGGAAUGCAUGAACAAGCUCAAAUGCGGCGCUGCUGAAGCAGAGAUAAUGAAUCUCCCCGAGCGGGUGGGGACUUUUUCCGCUAUCCCGGCUUUAGGGGGCAUCUCAUUACCUCCAGGGGUCAUCGUCAUGACAGCCCUUCACUCCCCCGCAGCAGCCUCAGCAGCCGUCACAGACAGUGCGUUUCAAAUUGCCAAUCUGGCAGACUGCCCGCAGAAUCACUCCUCCUCCUCCUCGUCCUCCUCGGGGGGAGCUGGCGGAGCCAACCCAGCCAAGAAGAAGAGGAAAAGGUGUGGGGUCUGCGUGCCCUGCAAGAGGCUCAUCAACUGUGGCGUCUGCAGCAGUUGCAGGAACCGCAAAACCGGACACCAGAUCUGCAAAUUUAGAAAAUGUGAAGAGCUAAAGAAAAAACCUGGCACUUCGCUAGAGGUCAGAGGAGAUGAUUUCUUGUUUCCCAGUCUUGCCCCCUCCCUCCUCACUCCCCUGCCCUCUCCCCCACAGGGUUUCUUGUCUGGAUUCAAGACUCAGCAUCCCCUUUUCUGA